CAUAGAAAUUUAUGCGGGGCAAAACUGAAAGAUUGAUGCACUUUAUCGUUUUAUGCUUAAAUGUUUUAUUACGAUGUCUCUUGAAGCAAUAAUGAGAUGCCAUGAUGGAAAUAAUGUUACAUGGGUCUUGGAGAAACGUAUGGUCCAGAUCCUAGAUAAACCCCCGACACCACCACCUUUACCUUUUCGUUUAAAAACACAUUUUUUAUGGUUACCAUAUAUCCAAAAAUUUUAUCUAUUUCCUGUUUCUCAAUUACAGGACAUAGUCAGCGAACACCCUGAAAGGUUCUUUAUUGCAGAAAUUGUAAGGGAAAAGAUCUUCAUGCAGUAUAGAAACGAAGUGCCAUAUGCAUGCCAGGUAAACGUUGUCAAUUACAUUUGUAGGCCUACUGCAAAGGACUUUAUUCAAGUUGAAAUUGUUGUUGAGAAGAACUCUCAAAAAAUCAUCCUCAUUGGGAAGGAUGGGAAGGCUUUGAAAAUGCUAGCAACAGCUUCGCGGCUUGAUAUUGAAGUUUUCCUGCUAAAAAAAGUCUAUCUCGAGGUUGUAGUGAAGGUUAAAGAAAAUUGGCGGCAAGAUGAAAGCCUCCUGAAGAACUAUGGUUAUGAUGGUCAGAUUCGUGUUGUUUGAAGCAGUUAUUAUUCAUCAUGUAUCUUAGCUUCUUCUAGUGUAUACUGGUUUGAGUUGAUAUACAGCAGAACCUGAUGCGCAGGAAACCUAUAAGCUGCAGCAGAAUCGAUCAUUGUCCUACCUAUUGCGAAGUAAUAUUUCUGGACAUUGUAGCAUAAUUAUGAAGAGAUAUCGAUAGCGCUCGCUGCGGCUCUUUUUUUUUUUCUCUUUCGGAAUUUUGGUUGGUGGCAAUGUGCAAAGGACGUUGAGCAUGAAGAGCCCGUUGUCUCAUUCUUCUCAUGAAAUUGUCCUGCACUGCUAUUGUAUUUAUUAGCGUGACAAUCUUUUUUGAUCUUAUGAAUUGUCAUUAAUUCCUUUGUGUGUGAUAUGUAAUACAUAUAUUUAAAAAAAUGUUGUUCGAUUUUCUAUUAUUUGAUUGCUAUCAA
This is a messenger RNA of Phalaenopsis equestris, 1053 nucleotides long. Its product is annotated as GTPase Era-like. Gene Ontology annotation, molecular function: GTP binding; ribosomal small subunit binding; rRNA binding. The coding region runs from base 53 to 628 and encodes 191 amino acids. Lineage: Eukaryota; Viridiplantae; Streptophyta; Magnoliopsida; Asparagales; Orchidaceae. The record is from RefSeq and is a predicted model, not a curated record. The transcript is spliced from 6 exons. Gene Ontology annotation, biological process: ribosomal small subunit assembly.